Messenger RNA from Aureobasidium uvarum, 1566 nucleotides. Lineage: Eukaryota; Fungi; Ascomycota; Dothideomycetes; Dothideales; Saccotheciaceae. The record is from the annotation of a GenBank genome assembly.
AUGGCCGGCAACGUCCCCGUCACACAGUCGCUAGACGACAUCUACCCCGAGGAUGCCCUCCAAGGCCAACGCAAGAGAUGGAGCAACCUGCUGUCCUCGUUCAAGGAAGCCUACGGCCGCCCCGCCGAAUUCGUGUCACGCAGUCCCGGUCGCGUCAACCUGAUCGGCGAACACAUCGACUACUCUCUGUAUGAGGUUAUCCCCAUGGCCGUGACGGCCGAUGUGCUGCUCGCCGUCGCCGUCUCCCCCGCCAAUGGCUCACCCACCGUCCGCAUCGCCAACGUUCAGUCGGACAAGUUUGCGACCCGCUCCUUCGCCAUCGCACAAGAUGGAGGGGUCGACAUUGACCCUACAUCGCACGAAUGGACCAACUACUUCAAAUCCGGCCUGCGUGGUGCCACCGAGCUGCUCAAGAAGCACGGCGUUUCCGGCCUUGGUCAAUUGAACAUUGACAUCCUGGCUGAUGGCACCGUCCCUGCAGGUGGCGGUUUGUCCAGCAGUGCCGCCUUUGUCUGUGCCAGCGCUCUGGCAGUCAUGAGGGCCCACGGUCAAGAGACGGUCGACAAGAAGGAGCUCGUCGAGCUGGCUGUUGUUUCCGAGAGAGCCGUCGGCGUCAACUCCGGCGGUAUGGACCAGGCUGCUUCUGUCUUCUCCCAGAGAGGUUCUGCUCUGUAUGUCGGUUUCCAGCCAGAACUCUCUGCUCGCACCAUCGAGUUCCCCCAGACACACACUCCUUUGACCUUUGUCAUUGCCCAAUCCUUUGUCGCCGCCGACAAGCACGUCACCGCUCCCGUCUGCUACAACCUCCGUGUCGUUGAGUGCACACUAGCUGCUCGUGUAUUGGCUAGCAUAUGUGGCCUGAAGAACUUGCCCGAUGACUCGUCUCCCUUGGGUUUCAGUCUACGCACUUUCCACGACAGCUACUUCAAGAAGAAGGGUGCCGUUGGAGACGACGUCAAGGACUUCAGAUCUCAGCUCGACCAGCUUGUUCACAUUGUCGACAACUACUUGCCACAAGAAGAAGGAUAUACCCGUGAGCAGAUCUCAGAGCUCAUGGGCACAUCUGUGGACGAGCUGGAGAAGAGAUAUAUGACCAAGUUCCCUGUUCGCGCCGACACCUUCAAGCUCAGACAAAGAGCUAUGCACGUCUUUGGCGAGGCUGUGCGCGUGCUGAAGUUCAUGGACCUGCUACAGUCGCCUACUCCAUCUGAUGACAAGNNGGAGAGCGAAGAGCUCCUCAAGAGUCUAGGAAACCUAUUGAACGACACACAAGAAUCAUGCCGCGAUAUCUACGAGUGUUCAUGCCCCGAGCUUGAUGAGCUGUGUCAACUUGCUCGCUCGGCUGGUGCAUAUGGCAGCAGACUGACCGGUGCUGGAUGGGGCGGUUGUAGUGUGCACCUUGUGCCUCAGGCCAAGGUCGAGGCCGUCAAGAAAGCAUGGGAAGAAAAGUAUUACAAGAAGCGAUUCCCCGACAUGGACGCCGCAAAGCUGCAGGACGCCAUUGUCGUGAGUAAGCCUGGUAGUGGAAGCACUCUCUUCCAAGUCGCCGGUAGGGAGAGUCUUUAG